Molecule: messenger RNA, 359 nt
Organism: Micropterus dolomieu (smallmouth bass)
Lineage: Eukaryota; Metazoa; Chordata; Actinopteri; Centrarchiformes; Centrarchidae
Product: V-set domain containing T-cell activation inhibitor 1-like
Exons: 3
Coding region: 24-359 (111 amino acids)
Source: RefSeq, a predicted model, not a curated record
UGAUUUUACUGCGGGAUUGUGCUAUGGUGUUUCUCCAUGAGACACAGGAGGUGAAGGAGAAGACUGGAGAGGACGCUACUCUUCCCUGUCGGGGUCACAGAGGUGCUACCAUCACAGUGAUAAAGUGGAACAGACCUGACCUGAAGUCACAUGAAUAUGUCUUCUUCUUCGGAGACGGCCGCUCACAUGAAAACUACCAGCAUGAAUCUUAUCGUGGUCGAGUGAAGCUGAGAGAUCCAGAGAUGAAGGACGGAGACGCUUCUGUUAUUCUGAAGAACGUCAACAUCAACGACGCUGGAACAUAUGAGUGUCAGAUUAGAGAGGAAAAUGAUAAAGGCAAAUCUCAGGUGAGUGUGUAG